CCCCGAGUCCGAACGCGUGCCACCUCCCACACACGCCUCCCUCGUGUAAAACCUCCGCCCCCUUGCUCUCACCGCCGCUGGGUCAUCUUCGCCGGGGGUUAAUACUUUUUUAUUCUUUAUCUUGGGAACCGGUCCUCUCCGGGGCACUCCGCUUUCUAUUCCUCCGUUUAGAUCUGAACGCGAGGAAUGUGAAAAAUUUCAACGGGGUGCGAGACGAAAGCGUCAUUAUGAUGCAAGGUAAAUGAUGCGUGUCUCGAGCUAUCUGUUGGACACGUGGUAAUAAGAAUAACAGAAAUACAAGAUAGCUGUCGAAUGCGGUAAACGCUGGAGCAUCAAAUAAGUAACCAUUUACUGUCAGAUAAUUUUGAGCCACCCGGUUGGACUGCCCAGACAUGUAAACACCUGUGUUCACUAUCUAACAGAUUGUUCUAAUUAUACAUAGAAGUAUGUUGCUUUGAUCCGGAGGCUUAAUAUUAAGAUUUAUGCUUAGAAGAGAAGAUAAACGUGAUUAAGGAGAAAACUAGGAAAAGUAAUGGCAGCAGAGAUGCAGAGAUUCAGAACGAGUGAAGAUGAUGACGAUGAAAUUGAUAUGGAUGUGAAAGAGGAAGAUGAUGACGAUGACGAUGAUGAUGACGAUGAAGAGAAGAACAUGGCUACUCCUGCAAUGGUUGGUGUUGAUGUAGGUAUUUUAUCGACAAGCAGCAGUAAUAAUUUUAUGCAGCACCACCAAUUUCAAGAACAGCCAAUUACUCAAGGAGGAGGAUCUAGGAGGUGUAGGCCACAAGAAGAGAAGGAGAGAACGAAGCUACGGGAGCGGCAACGUAGAGCAAUAACUGCAAAAAUUUUGGCUGGACUUCGUAGGCAUGGGAACUUUAAUCUUAGAGUCAGGGCUGAUAUCAACGAUGUCUUUGCUGCUUUGGCAAGGGAAGCUGGUUGGGUUGUUCUUCCUGAUGGAACCACCUUCCCUUCCAGAUCACAGGUGCAUGCCACAAGACCUGUAGGAGGUACAUCACCUGCAGUGGUUACAUUGUCAUCUCCACAUACGCCAGCAGAACACACAUCACCUACUUCCUUAAGAGGCAUUUCACCUGGUUAUCAGAGUACGGUCAAUUAUAAUGCCAGCCACAUGAAAGGCAGUUUUGUGCCCUCUUCAUCUCCUUAUGAUGUGUCCUCCGGUGCACGAUCUCAGACUUCAGCUAUGAUGGGUGACGGAGGAGGCAUGCUGAGUGAUCCUCCUCUUGGAGUUUCCAUCGAUUCAGUUCAAAAUAGGCAGGUUAUCGACGUUUCUGGAAAGGUGCAGGAGCGUGAUUUCGCUGGCACACCAUAUGUUCCUGUUUAUGUUAUGCUACCGUUGGGUGUCAUCAAUAUGAAGUGUGAGCUUGUUGAUCCUGACAGUUUAGUGAAACAACUCAAAAUCUUGAAAUCAAUUGACGUUGACGGUAUUAUGGUAGAUUGCUGGUGGGGUAUAGUAGAAGCGCAUGCUCCACAGGAGUACAAUUGGAAUGGAUACAAGAGAUUGUUUCAAAUCGCGCGACAGCUUAAGAUUAAGUUACAGGUUGUAAUGUCCUUUCAUGAAUGUGGUGGUAAUGUUGGUGAUGAUGUUUGUAUUCCCCUGCCACACUGGGUAGCUGAAAUUGGUCGCGGCAAUCCUGACAUAUUUUUCACUGAUAGAGAAGGAAGACGGAACCCAGAAUGUCUUUCGUGGGGAGUUGACAAGGAAAGGGUUUUGAGAGGCCGGACUGCCAUAGAGGUUUACUUUGACUACAUGAGAAGCUUCCGGGUUGAAUUUGAUGAGUUCUUUGACGAUGGCAUUAUUUCUAUGGUGAUUGUUGGACUUGGUCCAUGUGGAGAGCUAAGAUACCCAUCCAAUCCUGUAAAACACGGUUGGAGAUAUCCUGGUGUCGGUGAAUUCCAGUGUUAUGAUCAGUAUAUGUUGAAAAGCCUUCGGAACGCAGCUGAAAUUAGGGGACACUCCUUUUGGGGGCGAGGACCAGAUAACACAGGUUCCUACAAUUCACGGCCACAUGAAACUGGAUUUUUCUGUGAUGGGGGUGAUUAUGAUGGAUAUCAUGGCAGGUUUUUUCUCAAUUGGUACUCUCAGGUUUUGGUUGACCAUGGUGAUCGGGUGCUUUCUCUGGCAAAGUUAGCUUUCGAAGACACUUGCAUUGCAGCAAAGAUUUCGGGUAUUCAUUGGUGGUACAAGACAGCUAGCCAUGCUGCUGAAUUAACUGCUGGGUUUUAUAAUCCCUGCAAUCGAGAUGGUUAUGCUACUAUUAUGGCAAUGUUAAAGAGACAUGGGGCAGCACUAAACUUUACAUGUUCUGAAAUGAGUAUGUUAGAUCAGCAUGUUGACUUCUCUGAGGCACUGGCUGAGCCCGAGGGAUUAGCCUGGCAAGUACUGAAUGCUGCCUGGGAUGUAUGCAUACCAGUUUCAAGUGAAAAUGCUCUUCCUUGCCAUGACCGGGAUGGUUAUAAUUAUUUACUGGAAAAGGCAAAGCCCAUGAGUGAUCCAGAUGGCAGGCAUUUUUCUGCUUUUACCUGUUCAAACCUCAGCCCACUUCUCUUGGAAAGACACAACUUCGUUGAAUUUGAACGAUUUGUCAAGAGAAUGCACGGAGAAACUGUACUCGAGUAUCAGACAUAGUUUCAGAACUCCCAAUUCGUACUAUAGGAAAGGCAGACGUACUAUAGGAAAGGCAGGAGAGAGGAAGGUGAUAGAUAUUUUAAUACUCCAUUUUAGGUAAACCUGUAAAAA
Molecule: messenger RNA, 2755 nt
Organism: Olea europaea var. sylvestris
Lineage: Eukaryota; Viridiplantae; Streptophyta; Magnoliopsida; Lamiales; Oleaceae
Product: beta-amylase 7-like
Exons: 12
Coding region: 533-2644 (703 amino acids)
Biological process (GO): polysaccharide catabolic process
Molecular function (GO): beta-amylase activity
Source: RefSeq, a predicted model, not a curated record